CUCAAGAAAUCUACAAGAGAAUAUCUUGAAUUACGAUGACAGGAGCUAAGCGUCUGCGCAUCCACGUUAUCUUACUCGUUCUACUUCUAGAUGUUCAACUCAUCAAGAAACCGAAUGCAGCAGUGAGUUUCAUCAGAAAAGAAUCGAACAGUUACUGUUAUAACCAAGACGGAUCCCUUGAUAUAGCAAAGCUAUCACCGACAUCAGACACAGAUACAACUGCUACUUCAAAGACGAUAUCCACCUACAUCACACAUUCUAUAACUUCAUAUUCAAAAUCAGUUUCUACCCAUACGCCAAAACUAUCACCGUCCCUUAUCCCAAAUGCAAAUUCUACUUUAGAUACAAUAUCAACCCACUCUAUACAAGAAUACACAAACGAAAUUACAAUCACUCCAGCCUUUGUUUCACCAUCGACGCCUUCUAAGGUAUUCAUUCUAUCUGCUACCUACCCAGGCGUUAGGCCAACGAUUGUCACAGCUAAAGGAAUCAAAAUGAUUGAAGAGUUUCACCAGUUUCUGCAUUCGCACGAUUAAGAGAUCCAACACUGGAUGAAGGGAUCCACCGCUCACAUCAUGCAACAUUUAGGAAUUGAUUAUUGAAAGAAAAAACAAUCUUACGCCAAGAUUUUUAAAGCAAGUAAAAUUCAAGAUAAGAAUGAUGGUCGUAGCUUCAUAAGUUUCUCACGACUUUCAAAAAUGGCGCGAUAUGUUACGGUCGCUGACCAGGGCACUGGGGACGAAGCACUAAAACGAGGUCUCARAGGCCAGCCUCCGUAUAUUAAACUUCGAUGGUGCCUUGGAAGAGUGUUUUGUUAUAAAUAACAUACCAAUASAUYUUUCAAACUUUUGGACMCCUCCCAUAUGCGAUCUUUGUAGUGAUUUUAAAAUGUAAGGCCUUUGAAGUCUCGGUUUCAUGGUUCGUCAUUAGUCCCCCYAUAUUGGCGGUGGUGAACUACCRCGAUUUUUGAAAGUCGUGUAAGAAGGAGGCUUAAAAUGAACGUUUUAGCCCGUAGGGAAACCAGGAUUAUAUACUGGCUCUUACAUGUAACUGUAUUACUCCAAGAUUUGGCAUCGAAGUCAAUUGAUAACUUUGGGUGAGAAAAAUACUUAAAAAAUUGUUAAGAAAUGUUCACGACUGCCACAAAACUCAAAAAGACGACCGCUGUACAUUUUCAACUCUAAUGAAUAUAGAGCGGAUUUCGUAUGAGUGGGACACCGUUACCGCAC
Messenger RNA from Exaiptasia diaphana, 1229 nucleotides. RefSeq lists its product as uncharacterized. The transcript is spliced from 3 exons. NCBI's taxonomy places the organism in Eukaryota, Metazoa, Cnidaria, Anthozoa, Actiniaria, Aiptasiidae. The coding region runs from base 36 to 536 and encodes 166 amino acids. The record is from RefSeq and is a predicted model, not a curated record.